Molecule: messenger RNA, 1548 nt
Organism: Aureobasidium musti
Lineage: Eukaryota; Fungi; Ascomycota; Dothideomycetes; Dothideales; Saccotheciaceae
Source: the annotation of a GenBank genome assembly
AUGGACGAUUCAAACACCAGACCCAAGUAUGCAGCAGUCAAGACAUCAGACGUGGAGAUCAAAGACAACCCUGCAACAAUGUCUAGGAGAUACUCCGACAUUGUAACCAGUGCUCUCAUAACGACGAUUCCUAUUCUCAUCCUGUCUGGUGUGCUUCUGGCCCUUGUCUUUAAUCUUUCGGUCGUCCAAGGACCCUCGAUCUUCUCGCAAGACCAACAAGAUACUCUCGACGAAGCUGGAGUCUAUUAUGUGAACAUCAGUUCGACCUAUCUCGUGUUCAUCGCUUCAUGGUCCAGUAGCGUUGUACCCAUGCUUGCGACAUUCUUGUUGACUCUGGCAUCAUUGCUGGUGAUAUUCGCCGACACUUGGCUGCACAUUGCAACCAAGACAGUGACCUUCACUCAAUUGCUUGAGGCCAAUGAUUCCCCUGCGUCCUACGGUUUUGGGCUCAAGGAACCAUGCACACUCACCAACAACUCCUACGAAAGUUCCACAUCUGGUGGAGCAUGCAGUCUCAAUCCGGCAGCCACGAACACGUUCCUUAUGAAUGGAACCCAAUCACUGCAAAUCCUGAACAACGUAUCUUCUCUGGCCACUGUUUCCACAAUCAUAUCUGGACAAGAGUAUGCUUAUCUAGCAGUUCCACCUUCGGAGAAGUUGGCCGAUGAAGAUUGGAGAGCUGAAUCAUUUGCCCUACAAACUCAGUGCCGUCUUGCAUCCGAAGAGUGCAAUAUGGAAGCUACCCACGGCACCAACACCCCAUUCAAGUCAUUCUUCACAGACAGUAUCAUGUCUGAUAAUAGCACGUAUCUUGGAGUGGAGAAUCCUUUCUAUUUUGGCAUGGCAGCUCUUGUAAAUCCAAGCAUUGGCAACUACAGAGUGCCGGAUACUGUGGUUCCUGUGCACGGAGGUACCGCCUUUGUACUUCUUUGCAAUACUACCGUCCUAGACGUGACGUAUGAUUCCAUCAAUGGAACCAUCUCAAAUUUCAGUGGCGUCCUCAGCAAUGUGUCGACUGCCAACAUCUGGCAGAGCGUCAUGUCAUCUACAUCCGUUGGCGACUACAACCUGAAGCAGGCGGCAAGCCUCGCAGCCAUGGGCGAUUCGUCUCAGAAAUUUGCUGACGACAUGGCGUUGGCAUUCAGCAAGACAGCACUGGCUGUUGGCGCUCAAGCAGUAGAGAAACGACCACCUCUCGCUGUUCAGUUGAGGUUCUCGUUCCUUGUAGCCAGGGUUCCAGCUGCCCCACUGUAUACGCUUAUCGGAGCAAACAUGCUUGUUGUCUUUGCUGGAGUUAUGCUCACGAUCAUCGCCCUGGUAACUUCGAAAGGCAAGGUCAAGGAAGUCCAAAGCAGGUUGUCGAUUGUUGGUCUUGUCGCAGAUCGAUUCGAGGGUAAGACAGCUAGGUUGGCAGCCAAGGAUCUCGAUGAACUAUUCCGCGAGUCCAAAGGUCAAGAAACUUCGAGAGUUGGUAUAGAUAGUGCUGCUGAAGGUGGUUUUGAGUACAAGACCUGGAAUGAGGAAAGACUCCGAGACAUCGUCCCUUGA